CAAACAAAAACGGUGGUGGGGUUUCUGUUUCUUUAAGAUUUAUAGGAAGAUAGUGUUAGGCAGCCCUUAUUGGUGGGCAGGAGUAUAUUAUUGCUCGAGGUAGGAGGAGAGCCAGGGGUUGUUAGAACAAGUCCAGUCUAGAGAGGGAGCGAACCAAAAGGGAGAAAUAACAAAAAAAGAAUAGAGACACACACACACAGCUCUGUUCUUCUUAUUCCAAUCCUCUCUCAUCUUGCUGGUUCAUCCUUGGGAUCGGCUCUGUCGUCCCCUAGCUAGUUCGUUCGGUGCUGUGGUUUCUGCCGCUGUAUCCAAGAACUCUUGCUCUUGCUGAGUCUGGGACUUCAGUUCCUCGCAGAGGUAUAGUAUAAGCCUUGUUGUCUUUGUCAAGCAAUAGCUUAAACUAUCCUUUGCGUCUUAAUCUGAACAACAUAUGCCGGAGAUGGGAUGGAUUCUUGGUUUCUACGUACUCCCUCCCUGCUUGUUGAGCUUUCGGUUUCUAGUUAGCUCCGUGUGUUUGGUGGUGGGUGCACCAGCAGCUGAAAUAGGUUGCUUCUCGUUUUGCCUUAGUCAAGGCUCUUUGAAAUCCGACCGAAUUUUCUCGGGAGCUAGUUCUUCCUGGCUGGGAUUUCUGGCCGGGUGCCGAAUUUUAGGAUUCGUUUCCUUUCACAGCCCACCAAUUUGGACUUCUGGUUUUGCUCCAGUUAGGUGAUGCCUUCACCCAAAACAACUUGAAGGCUUGCUAUGUCCCAGGUAGCUAUAUAUCUCAAAAGUUUUGGUGGCAGUCUUCGAGGAAGUGGAGUCAUCUCAAGUUUUUAUCGAUCGUCCCAGCCAGGCUUUACAUAUCUUGGGUGCCGCACACAGUAUCUAUGCACCUUUGACAACACCAAUCUGAUUCUGAUGACAACAACAGCCACUAUCUCCCGUCAUCCUUGCAUCGAUCUGUCAGCUGGCGUCGCCUCGUGCUUCUGAAGACGAUGGCCACAUUCUUCUCCACUUCCACGAACCAGAGGGACCUCGCCGGAGGCGGCGGCGACAUGUCGUCGUUCCACCACUACGCCUACUCGGACCCACCAGCCGGCGGCCUCAUGCCUUUCCCCGCCACCAUCGUGUCGUCGGAAGGCCACGUCGCGCACGGCGGUGACGACGGCGGCAGGGGCGCGUUCGUGGACGUGAACGCGAGGGACGGGCCGACGGGCGGCGCCGAGAUGGGCCUGCAGACGCAGCUGCUCAUGGCGAACGCCGCGUCGGCGGUGCAGCACCAGGGGCUGUCGCUUAGCCUUGGCACGCAGGGGGUGCCGGUGUCUCUUUACCAGUACCGCCAGGCGGAGGCAGGCAUGGCCGCCGCCGCCUUUCUAAGCCCGAACCAGGCGUCGGUGGCGGCGACCAGGAGCGCGCAGAGCAUCUACGUCCAGAACUCCAGGUACCUCAAGGCCGCGAGGGAGCUGCUGGACGAGGUGGUCAACGUCCAGGACGCGAUCAAGCGGAAGGGGGACAAGAGCCAGCAGGGCAAGGAUUCCGGCGGCGGCGGCGGUGGCGGCGAGGGCAAGGACGCCGAGACGAGCGACGAGAAGGCUGGCGAGCACGAGGGGAACUCCUCCGCGCCGGAGCUGUCGCCGUCGGAGAGGCAGGACCUCCAGAACAAAGUGUCGGCACUGAUGGCGCUGCUGGAUCAGGUGGACCGCAAGUACAGGCACUACCACCACCAGAUGCAGAUGGUGAUGUCGUCCUUCGACGCGGUGGCCGGCGCCGGCGCGGCGAGGCCGUACACGGCGCUGGCGCUGCAGACCAUCUCGCGGCACUUCCGGUCGCUGCGCGACGCCGUCGGCGCGCAGGUGCAGUCGCUGCGGCGGAGCCUGGGCGAGAAGGACGGGUCCGCGCAGGGAGGCGGGCUGCCCCGGCUGCGCUACAUCGACCAGCAGCUGCGGCAGCAGCGCGCCAUGCAGCAGUUCGGCAUGAUGCAGCAGCCGCAGCACGCCUGGCGCCCGCAGCGCGGCCUCCCGGAGUCCGCCGUCUCCGUGCUCCGCGCCUGGCUCUUCGAGCAUUUCCUCCACCCGUACCCGAAAGAUUCCGAGAAGCUGAUGCUCGCUAGGCAAACAGGCUUGUCUAGGGGUCAGGUGUCCAACUGGUUCAUCAACGCGCGCGUUCGACUGUGGAAGCCGAUGAUCGAGGAGAUGUACAGGGAAGAGUUCGGGGCGGAGAUGGACUCGCACUCGUCGUCGGAGAACGCGGCGGGCAACAAGGGCAAGGACGAGGCGAUAUCCUCGGAGGACCACGAGGAGUUCCAGAGCCCGUCGAGCGCCGCCGCGGCCGCAGUGCCACUGCCAGGCCACCUCAGCGCGUUCAAGUCGGAGGCGAUCGGUGUCAUGGACGCCGCCGGCAUUGGAGCGAGCUCCAGCCUCGACGGCGCCGUCAUCGGCCCGUACGCGACGAGCCUCAACCUCGGCGGCGGCGGCGGCAUCCUGCAGGAGGCCCUCGCGCACCACCACCACCACCACGGCGGCGCCGACGCGAGGUUCGUGCAGGCGUACGGCGACAUGGCCGGCUUCGGCGGCUACGACGGCGGCAGCGUGUCGCUGACUCUGGGCCUGCAGCACUGCAACGAGGCCGGCGCCGGAGCCGGCCCCGCUGAGCCGCAGGCCCUCCUGUACGGCAGCGCCGGCGACUUCGACUUCAUCAGCGGCUCCGAGGACAGGCAGCGGUUCGGGUCGUCGCAGCUGCUGCACGAUUUUGUGGCGUGAGCGGCUGGACUGGACGUCGUUGGGGAAUAACGUGCGCGGACGGCGUCAGAAGCCUGGGAUGGCCGGCCGGCGCCGCCGCGGGUAUACCUACCAACCAUAUGAUGGCCGUACGUCAUGGUACAUGGUCUCAAAUUAACCAGCAAGGUUAAGCAUGCAUAUAUAUACAUACACAUAUAUAUAUAAGGUGUGGUAAGUGAGGUAGCAUAAGCAGGGUAAGCAGCUGUAUAUGAUAUGAGGUGUGGUAUAAAGUAAGUGUAGGGAUUAUUAUUGGUAUUAUUUUUGGUAGCUUGAAGAUUCGUCUAAUGAUGAUUCAAGUCCGGCCAGAUAUGGUGUGGUGUUGUUGGACCUCAAGUGAGUCCAUGUACACACAAAUGUUUCAUGUUUUGUACUGUACCAGUUGUUCAGUUCAGCGCUAACAACAACGCAGAAACAUUAAGCAUACUACUCUGCUUUUCUAUACAUAUAUAAACUCAUGAUUUGAACCUUA
Molecule: messenger RNA, 3225 nt
Organism: Zea mays
Lineage: Eukaryota; Viridiplantae; Streptophyta; Magnoliopsida; Poales; Poaceae
Exons: 5
Coding region: 975-2738 (587 amino acids)
Biological process (GO): regulation of DNA-templated transcription
Molecular function (GO): DNA binding
Source: RefSeq, a predicted model, not a curated record